GCUGCCGCAGCGGCGGCUGGUCUUAGCUUAGUUUAGCUUGGCUGCUGCAGGAGAUUCCCGGAGCCCGGACGAGAGGGAGGGAAGGAAGGAGCUGCAGAACGAUGGAGCCCCGGGGGUUGGCUCAGCUGCUGCUUCUCUUCUGGAUCAACCUGGCUGCAGCCUCCAUCCAGGAUGAGCUCUGUGAAAAUCUUUCUCCUGUCAGCAACAUCACCGGUCUCCAGUGCAAUGCCUUAGUGGACCUGAUUGGGACCUGUUGGCCUCGCAGUGCUGCAGGGCAGCUGGUGGCCCGUCCCUGUCCUGAGAAUGUCUUCGGAGUGCGAUACAACACCACUAACAACGUGUACAGAGAAUGCUUUGUGAACGGGAGCUGGGCAGCCCAUGUAAAUUAUUCCCACUGUCAGGAGAUCCUUAAUGAGGAGAAGAAAAGCAAGCUACACUAUCAAGUUGCGGUUGUCAUCAACUAUCUUGGCCACUGCAUCUCCCUGGGGGCCUUGCUAGCUGCUUUUGUCCUCUUCAUGCGCCUGAGGAGCAUCCGGUGCCUGCGAAAUAUUAUCCACUGGAACUUGAUCACUGCCUUCAUUUUACGGAAUGCCACUUGGUUUGUGAUGCAGCUGACCAUGAAUCCGGAAGUGCAUGAAAGCAAUGUGCCCUGGUGUCGCCUUGUCACUGCCGCCUACAACUACUUCCACGUCACCAAUUUCUUCUGGAUGUUUGGUGAGGGCUGUUAUCUGCACACAGCCAUCGUCCUCACCUAUUCUACUGACAAGCUGCGGAAAUGGAUGUUCAUCUGCAUCGGCUGGUGCAUCCCUUUCCCCAUCAUCAUUGCUUGGGCCAUUGGGAAGCUCUACUAUGACAACGAGAAGUGCUGGUUUGGAAAGCGUCCAGGAAUAUACACUGACUACAUCUAUCAAGGUCCCAUGAUACUGGUGCUGUUGAUCAACUUCAUAUUUUUGUUCAACAUUGUCAGAAUCCUGAUGACAAAGCUGCGGGCCUCGACUACCUCAGAAACAAUACAGUACAGAAAAGCUGUGAAGGCCACCCUUGUGUUGCUUCCUUUGCUGGGCAUUACCUACAUGCUGUUCUUUGUCAACCCUGGUGAAGAUGAAAUAUCACAAAUUGUCUUCAUCUACUUCAACUCGCUCUUGGAAUCCUUCCAGGGUUUUUUUGUCUCUGUCUUCUACUGUUUCCUGAACAGUGAGGUCCGCUCUGCAGUACGGAAGAGAUGGCAUCGUUGGCAGGACAAGCAUUCCAUUCGUGCCCGAGUGGCAAGGGCCAUGUCCAUCCCCACAUCGCCAACUCACGUCAGCUUCCACAGCAUCAAGCAGUCGGCUCUUUGAGGCUGCACCCAGCCAGAGGGCUGAUGCUCCACGCCAAUGGUGGGGAUGGGGGCAUCGUGUGUCAGUUGCAGAGACCAGGACUCCGUUCCCCAAGAGCCAUGCCUCAGAAAAAUCCCCCAAGAAUGUUGGCCUCUUAUGUGUGAGCGGAUGCAUACUGGAAGCAGGCAGUUCCUUUGGCCACAACUGCACAUCUUGGCAGGAUUCAGCAGCUCUGACACCAUGGGAAGUUCAAGGCCUACAACCACAACAUUCCAGCCUUCUGCAAGGAGGUGUGGAUUACUUAGCUUUCUCAUGCCAUCUGGAGCUCUUUGUUUACUGACUGGAGAAAUGGACAUCAAUUCACAAGUGAUGUGGAAAGAGCAGGGGGCGAGGCACAUGAGAUGCACCCUCUCAAAAUGCAGAAACCUGGGGUGUGAUCAUCCACAUUGGAAUUGGUAGGCAGCCAGGUUUCAAGGAGGAUUCUUGUGGUGGCCUUGGAACCUCCUUGCCACAAGAAGCUGAGCAGGCCAUUAGCAAUAAGUGGCUUUUAAAAAGGGAUUUUUAAAAAACAGAGAUGUUGAUUGGUGGCUAAUAUCCAUAACAGCCAAAAGCACAAGCGCCAUAUCCUCUUCACUCCCUGAUGCUGGGAUUAUAAAGAGUAGGUGGAUACCACCAUUACACCCUGUUUGUGAACUUCCUUGGGACAUAUUUGACUACCACUGACAGGCAGAAUGCUGAGCUAGACCCAGAAGUGCUGUUCUGAUGUUUCUUUUUCAUUUAUUUCAUCAGCAGCAACAGCUGCCAAAGCAGGAGAUGGACCCUGGUGGACUCUCUGCUUUAACAAGACAACCCACCAGCUCUGAGGCCCACUCAGUAGCUGUUUGGUUAUGGGUCUACAGGAAGGACACUCCCACAACCAUAGUCCUGCUCCCAGGAAGAAUCCUUGAGCCCCAAAAUGUAGUGGGCUAUUGAUGCAUUUUUUCUGGUAUAUCUUAAUAAAGAAAAAUGCUGUCCCAA
Hemicordylus capensis (graceful crag lizard) is the source of this 2333-nucleotide messenger RNA. RefSeq names its product corticotropin releasing hormone receptor 1 (gene CRHR1). The record is from RefSeq and is a predicted model, not a curated record. NCBI's taxonomy places the organism in Eukaryota, Metazoa, Chordata, Lepidosauria, Squamata, Cordylidae. The coding region runs from base 102 to 1337 and encodes 411 amino acids. Gene Ontology annotation, biological process: cell surface receptor signaling pathway; adenylate cyclase-activating G protein-coupled receptor signaling pathway. The transcript is spliced from 13 exons. Gene Ontology annotation, molecular function: corticotrophin-releasing factor receptor activity; corticotropin-releasing hormone binding; G protein-coupled peptide receptor activity. Gene Ontology annotation, cellular component: neuron projection; plasma membrane.